This is a messenger RNA of Lytechinus variegatus (green sea urchin), 1365 nucleotides long. Its product is annotated as calmodulin. Gene Ontology annotation, molecular function: enzyme regulator activity; calcium ion binding. The transcript is spliced from 7 exons. Bases 238 to 708 code for a protein of 156 amino acids. The record is from RefSeq and is a predicted model, not a curated record. NCBI's taxonomy places the organism in Eukaryota, Metazoa, Echinodermata, Echinoidea, Temnopleuroida, Toxopneustidae.
CCCUCACGGAAAUCCGCAUUGACUUUGCACUAGUUUUCAGCUUUAUCUCCAUCUCAGCUCAGCUCAGCAUAGCACCAGCGCGCCCACGAUAUCUUGAAGACCAUCAUCUCAAUCCAUUCGAAGUUGAUACUACGGCGGUAACUCAUUUGAUUUGUACGUCCAGUUAUUGGAGUGAGAAGUUGCAAACAUCACCUGCUUUUGAAUUAUACACCAUAAACUUCUAAAUAUUCCAGAAAGAUGUCCCAGGAACUCACCAUUAAUGCCGAUCAACUUACUGAGGAGCAGAUUGCAGAAUUCAAGGAGGCUUUCUCCCUCUUUGAUAAGGAUGGCGACGGCACCAUCACUACAAAGGAGUUGGGCACAGUGAUGAGGUCACUGGGUCAAAACCCUACUGAGGCUGAACUUCAGGACAUGAUCAAUGAAGUAGAUGCUGACGGAAACGGAACGAUCGAUUUUCCAGAGUUCUUGACGAUGAUGGCGAGGAAGAUGAAGGAUACAGAUAGUGAAGAAGAGAUCAGGGAGGCUUUCCGUGUAUUCGACAAGGACGGCAACGGAUUUAUCAGUGCUGCCGAACUUCGUCACGUCAUGACAAACCUUGGAGAGAAACUGACAGAUGAGGAGGUCGAUGAAAUGAUCAGAGAAGCUGAUAUUGAUGGUGAUGGACAAGUCAAUUAUGAAGAAUUCGUAACGAUGAUGACAUCAAAGUGAAGUGGAGGCCUGCCAUCCUAUGUCUGUCUUGCCUUUCAUUUGGACUUUGUACACGCCAAUCAGCCAUCGGUCAAUUUCAUCUGCGUAUUCAACCCCCAACCAAUCAAUAAUAUACUGUAUAUAAUACGAGUAAUGUGAUGACUGAAAUAGCCAGGACGUUGUCGAUGAGGCGUGAUUGGCCUGAAGGCCCGUUUGUUUUCCAACACAGAUGGCGCUCUUCAAUCAAUGAUCAGCACUCUCAAACCAUGGACCUAUUAUCGAGGUCCAUGCUCAAACCAUCUUAAUUAGUCAAUAAUUUUUCUGUUCCAAUCUCUCCAGUCAAUAUCAACGCAUUACAAUGCGCUGAUGUUCGUCUCUUUACCCACUACUAUUCCCAUUUUUUUAAUGAUUUGUUAACAUGAUUAUUUAUUAAGAAAAUAUGUAAAUGUUGAAAGACUCAAAUUAAAUUAAUAUCUGAUGGUGAUAAGAAGAUACUCCCAUAACAUGUACUUGAUAUGUACAUUUCUGUGAAGUGCCUGAUGAUGUACAAUUCUUAGGGGAAAACAUUCUUUUUACUUUUUAGAUUUUUCUUUUUUAUACUUGUAAAGAUUAGUGUACUUCUAAUGUUUUGACGAGGAUUGUUUACUAUUAAAAAAAAUAAAACAAAUAUCUAUCUUA